Molecule: messenger RNA, 1609 nt
Organism: Pocillopora verrucosa
Lineage: Eukaryota; Metazoa; Cnidaria; Anthozoa; Scleractinia; Pocilloporidae
Source: RefSeq, a predicted model, not a curated record
GUUGGAAAAGGACAAGUCUGGUGUAUGAGCUUGUCGAAAUUGCAGAAAAUAAAAUGGAAAAUCCGAACGAAGAUCAGGAUCAGAUGUCCACCUCAUCUACUCUGACGGGCUCCUCUGGACGUUCUGUACCAGUAGAGGACGUUCACGUAGAAUUUUCAGAGCUCUCCAAUGUAGCGAAUGCAACUGGGUCGAAUGAAAGAGUCACAGAUCAAGCGUCAAGCACCCCUGGUGAUGGUGUAGCUCCUCACAACACUAAUGUAAUUGGUGAUAUAAACUGUGAGGUAGACACUGAAGUAAGACACCAAAGAUCACAAGUCAAUGGAAAUCAACCUCCAGUUUGCUCUGGGCGUCAACCAUCAACAAAUGAAGAUUUGUUGUUAAAACAAGCACAAGAUGGAGAAAAGAAUUCCCACUAUUGUUGUGGUGUUUGCUUGGAAAAUGUUCAGGUGAAUGGAUGCUGCCAAAGAGCAGCACACAAGGAAUGUUUACAUGCAUCUGGUUUGAGCCUUACAAAUUGCAACUGUUUUCAAAGAGAGAGGAUUGUCAACAGCACUGAUUAUCCAGCUGCUCUAACAUCAUCUAAACAACCAUCAACUAAUGAUGAUGUUUCUGACACAUGGGAAAAUCACCCUCUGCAGACUUUCCCACAACAUUCCAAGGUCUUGUCACUGUGUUGUGAAAUUUGUGGAAAAGAAGAGGUUUUCAUGAAAUCACUGUGCUGCAACAGUGAAUACCAUCAGGAUUGCCUCAAUCAGUGCAGAGAAGAGGGUCACACAAACUGCCUUUAUUGCCGAUGUCCCUUGCAAGAGGGUGGCAGAAGAAAUGGUGGUGGAGAAGAUAACAGUGGAAGUAAUGGUGGAGGAAGAGGAAGAGGAGGAGGACUUGAUGGUGGGAGAGUGGAUGAUGAUGUUGUUGGAGAAAAUAAUAAUGGAGGAGGUGAUGGCAGAGAAGGUGAUGACAGGGGAGAUGAUGAAGGUGACCCUGGUGGUGGAGGGGAUGAUGAUGGUGGUUGUGGUGGUGGUGGUUGUGGAGGAGGUUCACUAUUACCCUCUCAACCACCACCACCAUCACCUUUCCUUCAGCUGUUAUUGCCACCUCUUAAUCCACUGCUUUUUCCUCCUCAACCACCAUCAGCUGAUGAUGGAGAUGAAGAGGAAGAUUUUGAAAGAAGAGUUGAUUAUCAAGGUGGAAAUGAGAAUUCAGAUCAUUACGAAGGAGACGAAUAUUAACAGAUCUAUAGAGCCUGGUCCUGAUGCACUGAGCCACCACGCUCCAUGGUUACUUCAUUGAACAUUUAUUUUAUUAUAAUUAAUUGUUAAAUGUAACGGGCGUGCUGUUUAUGUCUACUAUUCCGCGCACGCUCCGUCUGAAUUCAUAUAUUUCCAUAAUUAUCGCAAUGUUUGUUACGUAAACCGUUUAAUUAGAGACGCGUAAUCUGGUUGUUCGGUUGUUCGGUUCAGUUUCAACCAAGCUUACCAGUUAUUAUAAUAUUGCUGACCAGUUAUUUACCACAAGUACGGAGGCAGUCAAGAAGUAAGAUUUCAGUUGAUUUUCAGGUUAUAACAAUUAAUUUUCUGUUCGUUUUGAACUCUUGUAAGGCCGAGUGCCA